Molecule: messenger RNA, 2838 nt
Organism: Gorilla gorilla gorilla (western lowland gorilla)
Lineage: Eukaryota; Metazoa; Chordata; Mammalia; Primates; Hominidae
Product: immunoglobulin superfamily member 3-like
Cellular component (GO): membrane
Source: RefSeq, a predicted model, not a curated record
AUGUUGCGUGUGUUUCUCUCCCUCCUAGGUGUGGUGUCAGCACAGCGGCAGGUCACCAUUCAGGAAGGACCCUUGUACAGCACGGAGGGCUCCCACAUCACUAUCUGGUGCAAGGUGAGUGGCUACCAGGGACCUUCUGAUCAGAAUUUCCAGUGGUCCCUUUACCUGCCUUCGUCGCCAGAGUGAGAGGUGCAGAUCGUCAGCACCAUGGACUCUUCCUUCCCCUAUGCCAUCUACACCCAGCGCAUCCGCGAAGGGAAGAUCUUCAUAGAAAGAGUCCAGGGGAACCCAACCCUAUUGCACAUCACAGAUCUUCAGGCCCGGGAAGCCGGAGAAUAUGAAUGCCACACACCCAGCACCGAUAAGCAAUACUUUGGGAUUUACAGUGCAAAGAUGAACCUAGUGGUGAUCCCAGACUCCCUGCAGACCACUGCCAUGCCCCAGACUCUGCACAGAGUGGAGCAGGACCCACUGGAGCUCACUUGUGAGGUGGCCUCGGAGACCGUUCAGCACAGCCACCUGUCUGUGGCCUGGCUCUGGCAGAAAGUUGGUGAGAAGCCCGUGGAGGUCAUCUCCCUGAGCCGAGAUUUCAUGCUUCACUCCGGCAGCGAAUAUGCCCAGAGGCAGAGCCUGGGGGAGGUGCUGCUGGACAAGCUGGGGAGGACCACCUUCCGCCUCACCAUCUUCCACGUGCAGCCUUCUGACCAGGGCGAGUUCUACUGCGAGGCCGCCGAGUGGAUCCAGGAUCCGGAUGGGUCAUGGUAUGCUAUGACCCGAAAGCGUUCCGAGGGAGCCGUGGUCAACGUCCAGCCAACUGACAAAGAAUUCACUGUUCGGCUGGAAACAGAGAAGCGGCUGCACACGGUGGGCGAGCCGGUGGAGUUCAGAUGCAUCCUGGAGGCUCAGAAUGUUCCCGACGGUUACUUUGCUGUCUCCUGGGCCUUCAACAGCUUGCUCAUCGCCACCAUAGGCCCUAACGCUGUGCCUGUCCUCAACAGCGAAUUUGCUCACCGGGAAGCCAGGGGACAGCUUAACGUGGCCAAAGAGAGCGACAGUGUCUUUGUGCUGAAGAUCUACCACCUCCGCCAGGAAGAUAGAGGGAAAUACAACUGCUGGGUGACUGAGCGAGAGAAAACCGUGACGGGGGAAUUCAUUGAUAAGGAGAGCAAGCGUCCCAAGAACAUCCCCAUCAUAGUCCUCCCCCUCGAGAGCAGCAUCUCCGUGGAGGUGGCCAGAAAUGCCAGCGUCAUCCUUGAGGGCAAGGACCUGCGCUUCUCCUGCAGCGUCCGCAUGGCAGGCAGGCUGCAGGGUCGCUUCUCUGUCAUCUGGCAGCUUGUGGACAGGCAGAACCGCCGCAGCAAUAUCAUGUGGCUAGACCGGGAUGGCACCGUGCAGCCAGGCUCGUCCUACUGGGAGCGCAGCAGCUUUGGGAGCGUCCAGAUGGAGCAGGUGCAGCCCAACUCAUUCAGCCUGGGCAUCUUCAACAGCAGGAAGGAGGACAAGGGCCAGUAUGAAUGCCAUGUGACUGAAUGGGUGCGGGUGGUGGAUGGCGAGUGGCAGAUUGUUGGGGAGCGCCGGGCCAGCACUCCCAUCUCCAUCAUAGCUCUUGAAAUGGGCUUCGCAGUCACAGCCAUCUCCCGGACACCGGGGGUGACCUACAGCGACUCCUUUGACUUGCAGUGUAUCAUCAAACCCCACUACCCUGCCCAGGUCCCCGUGUCAGUGACAUGGCGGUUCCAGCCGGUGGGCACGGUGGAGUUCCAUGACUUGGUGACCUUCACCCGGGACGGAGGGGUCCAGUGGGGGAACAGGUCCUCCAGCUUCCGAACCCGAACUGCCACCGAGAAGGCUGAGUCCAGCAACAACGUCCGCCUAAGCAUCAGCCGAGCCAGUGACACGGAAGCAGGCAAGUACCAGUGUGUGGCAGAGCUGUGGCGGAAGAACUACAACACCUGGACACAACUGGCAGAGAGGACCUCCAGCCUGCUGGUGAUCAGGCUGCUGCAGCCAGUGACAAAGCUGCAGGUGAGCAAAUCGAAGAGGACCCUCACCCUGGUGGAAAACAAGCCCAUUCAGCUGAACUGCUCCGUCACGUCUCAGACCAGCCAGAACUCCCACUUUGCGGUGCUCUGGUAUGUCCACAAGCCCUCAGAUGCCAACGGCAAGCUUAUCCUGAAGACCGCCCACAACUCCGCCUUCGAAUACGGUACUUACGCGGAGGAGGAGGGCCUGAGAGCCAGGCUUCAGUUUGAGAGGCAUGUGUCGGGGGGCCUGUUCAGCCUCACCGUCCAGAGAGCCGAGGUCAGCGACAGCGGCAGCUACUACUGCCACGUGGAGGAGUGGCUGCUGAGCCCCAACUACGCCUGGUACAAGCUGGCAGAGGAGGUUUCUGGGUGCACAGAAGUCACUGUGAAACAGCCAGCGGGUGCAGCCCAGAACUGUCUUCUGAGGAAGAGGUGCUCUCCUGGGCCCCCACUGUCCCCAGGCCUCAGCAAGGCAAGUGAGGUGCUGCCAUCAUCCAGGCUGGACAGUUCAGUGAUUUGCCUGAGGCCCCACAGCAGAGUUCAACUGGAGACAGAGAAACCAGCCAGAGGCAGAGGGAGGUAACACGGAGUCCCCCAGAAAGGUCUGGGCUGCGCGUGCUUCAGGUAACCUCCCUUGACCUUCAGGAGAAUGAGAAGGCUGCCUGAUCAGAGAGUCUCUGAAGAAGAUCCUGUGGCUACAGGCUUCAGCAGAGUGUGAGGGAGACCCCAGUUAUUUCCUCAGGUGUUUCCACCAAAUCCUCCUGUCUUUCAUGGCCAACACCCCAGGCAAGGCUUGGGGCCCCCGUCUGCUGCU